GGUACCAAAGUGGCCAUCUCAGCCUGCCGGAAGUGGUUGACGUUGGCUAGAAAGCCUGCCAACGCCGCGGCUGCUGUGGUGACUGCAGCGGCUCCGCUCAGCGCCAAGACUCCCCUCCUGCUUCGACCGGCUGCGGUCCCAUGGGACAUGAACCGGACCCCGGUAGUCCUGGAUGUUGUCAAAGGACCGCUGGAAGGGGGACAUGACGGACGCGACUGUCCGGCUCUAGAAAGCCACUUUAAAUUUGAAAUGAAGCUUCGCCUCGACGUAGCUUGUGCUCUAUUUUUGAAGGAGUAAAAUACAAUAGUGGCCAUUUUUUAAAGAAAGACACUUAUGUCGUCAGUUGUUUGGCGACCUUCGACUUGCUAGGAGGCGCGAACAAACUAUCCAAACAUUAUCUCAACUCGCUGAAUACUGAUAGCAACCGUCGUUCACGCCAAAGACCUUGUACUUCCGCAUUUGUGACUACGGCAAGCCGGGAUAUGUAGUUUUUCUGGUAAAUAAAGCCAGGAUGAAGGAAGGAGAAGUAACUGACAGCACACUACAAUCCCACAAUGCUUUGCAAACUAAAACUUGACGUUGCGUUUAUGUACUCACGCUAAACAAACAUUUUCGCUAGUCGCCGUGCUAAAAUAUUCAUAAAACAAAACCAAAGACGAUAAAAAAUUUAAACUCAUCACAUAAUCGAUUGUUUUUAAUUCAUAGUACUAUGUUUACGCUAUUAAAAUUACGGUUCAUAAUCGUUUUUGUUUUUGAUGAAUCCCAUUAAACAGUUUUAAUCUGAUAUUACCGUUUUUUAACAUUUCGUCAGUUGUUUGGCGAUCUUCGACUUGCUAGGAAGCGCUAACAAACUAUCCAAACAUUAUCUGAACUCGCUGAAUACUGAUAGCAACCGUCGUUCACGCCAAAGACCUUGUACUGCCGUAUUUACGACUACGGCAUGCAGGGAAAUGUAGUUCUUCUGGUAAGUAAAGCUCGGAUGAAGGAAGGAGAAGUAACUGACAGCACACUACAAUCCCACAAUGCUUUGCAAACUAAAACUUGACGUUGCGUUUAUGUACUCACGCUAAACAAACAUUUUCGCUAGUCGCCGUGCUAAAAUAUUCAUAAAACAAAACCAAAGACGAUAAAAAAUUUAAACUCAUCACAUAAUUGAUUGUUUUUAAUUCAUAGUACUAUGUUUACGCUAUUAAAAUGACGGUUCAUAAUCGUUUUUGUUUGAUUGUUAUGAAUCCCAUUAAACGGUUUUAAUCUGAUAUUACCGUCUUUUAACAUUUCGUCAGUUGUUUGGCGAUCUUCGACUUGCUAGGAAGCGCUAACAAACUAUCCAAACAUUAUCUGAACUCGCUGAAUACUGAUAGCAACCGUCGUUCACGCCAAAGACCUUGUACUUCCGUAUUUACGACUACGGCAUGCAGGGAAAUGUAGGUUUUCUGGUAAGUAAAGCCCGGAUGAAGGAAGGAGAAGUAACUGACAGCACACUACAAUCCCACAAUGCUUUGCAAACUAAAACUUGACGUUGUGUUUAUGUACUCACGCUAAACAAACAUUUUCGCUAAUCGCCGUGCUAAAAUAUCCAUAAAAACAAAACCAAAGACGAUAAAAAAUGUAAACCCAUCACACAAUUGACUGUUUUUAAUUAAUAGUACUAUUUUUACGCUAUUAAAAUGACGGUUCAUAAUCGUUUUUGUUUUUUGAUUGUUAUGAAUCCCAUUAAACAGUUUUAAUCUGAUAUUACCGUUUUUUAACAUUUCGUCAGUUGUUUAGCGAUCUUCGACUUGCUAGGAAGCGCUAACAAACUAUCCAAACAUUAUCUGAACUCGCUGAAUACUGAUAGCAACCGUCGUUCACGCCAAAGACGUUGUACUUCCGUAUUUACGACUACGGCAUGCAGGGAAAUGUAGUUCUUCUGGUAAGUAAAGCUCGGAUGAAGGAAGGAGAAGUAACUGACAGCACACUACAAUCCCACAAUGCUUUGCAAACUAAAACUUGACGUUGUGUUUAUGUACUCACGCUAAACAAACAUUUUCGCUAAAAUAUCCAUAAAAACAAAACCAAAGACGAUGAAAAUUGUAAACUCAUCACACAAUUGACUGCUUUUAAUUCAUAGUACUAUUUUUACGCUAUUAAAAUGACGGUUCAAAAUCGUUUUUGUUUUUUUUAAUUAUUAUGAAUCGCAUUAAACGGUUUUAAUCUGAUAUUACCGUCUUUUAACAUUUGUUUAUAGAAUAUGAAUAUUGCAGUAAAUGACUUAAUAUGCUUUUCUUUCUUAUUUGCUUAUCUCCACUUCACCGUGGAGACGCGUUGGUGCUUCUGCGCAUGCGUGGGUGUACAUGUUGUCAGUCUCUAUGGCGACAGCACUCUUAAUUCUUUUCGGGUUGCAGACAGCCAGAGAUUAUGUGCACAGGUGUCGCUCCCAGACGGGCUCAGUGUGUGUAUACGUGUGUAUGUAUGUGUGUAUAUAUGCGGCGCACUCGGAUGGUCGCAAACAGCACGUUUGCACGUUUCUUUGCACCUCUUUUGGCUCCACAGGGACACUGCGCAGGAACCGGUGAUGAUGAGUGAAGCGGAUUGGUCCAAGACCCAGGAGGAGUACGAGGAUGACUUUGAGAAAGAUCUAGACUGGCUGAUCAGUGAGGAAAGUCGGAGCGAGGAGCAGGGUCCUGACUACGAGGACAUCGAGGCAGACAUUGACAAAGAGCUGGCAGAGGAUGAGAAACACCAUCGCAUGAAAGGUAAGAAGAACCACCAUCAAGGGGAGGAGAGAAGCAAGCAAACAGAAGACCUGGAGGAGGAUGAAGACAGGUGGCCCUCACCUAUGGAACCACUGGAGUACGACUCAGACGGAGACGGUCCUGGUAAGUCCUUGGCGUUGGGCGUGGAGGCGCAGACCGAUGAGGAGAAAAAGUACAUCCUGGAGAAGAUCCAACAAGCCAACCGACAGCUGAAGGAUCAAGACGCUCCAGAUUUGAGUCGGAGGAGGCGGCUGCAGUUCAAGGAGACGCUGGUGACCUUGGUGGUGCCUCCGUUGCAGUUUGGAAACGGUGACCAAGCGGAUAGAGGAGAUGCCAGCAAAGAUGCGGAGACGGAGGUUUCAGGCAAGCUCUCCGAGCUCAAGCUGUCCCCUGGAGAAGAAGGCCUCAAAGAGGGACGGGUUCUUGUGGAGAAAGAUGGCAGGUUCGAUCUUGUCAGCCUGAAAGAGGUUGAAAACCAGGUCCUCCUUCCUCCUAUCGCGCACAACGGGAAGAGCCUCGGGUCCUGCUCCUCGCCGCUUUCUCACGCCGGAUCUUCUUCUUCUGCCGGCCACAAAGUUGAUCCCCACCGGGUGCCGAGACCUCCGGCCCCACCCGGAGGAAGGCCCAGCUCCGCCUGCCACACCCAGACUGGCGUCCACAGGAGGGGCACCAGACGUCGGGUGCAGUCGGCCACCGGGACGCCCAGCCAGGCCACCUUCAAGCUGUCCCCUCAACAGAAGGACCUGCUGCACAAGGUCCAGGAGCGGAAGGAGAGGUUGGCCAGAGAGGCUGAGCAACGUAAGCUGGAGGAAGAGGAGCAGAAGAGGCAGGAGAACGAGCUGGCCUUCAAGGCCUGGCUGAUGAGGAAGAGGGAGCAGCUUCAGCAGGAGAGAAGGAUCCACAGAGCCCAAGAGAUGGAGAGGAUGACGUCUAAGCGGGAGCCCAGCGAGCCCGAGGAGGCGUUCAGGCUGUGGCUCCAGAGGAAACAGGAGCAGCAGCAGCGGGAGAAGCAGCUGGUGCAAAUGAGGAGACUGGAGGAGGACAGCAGUUACCUUCUACGCAGUCGCGAGGAAUGCGAACGUGCCUUUAAACUGUGGCUGACACGGAAGCGUGCCGAGAAGCGCGCUGAGCAGCAAGCCGCUCGGGAGCGUUCGCGCAGGUUUGUCGUGGAGGAGCGGCGGGCGCGGCGAAUGAGGGAUCUGCUGUGUCCGACCGGCGACAUCAAGACGUUCCGGUUCACUGAUCAGCUCACCUGUCGCUUCUAAAGACGGGUUACACAACAUUUCUGGGACUGGCACCAGGGAAUAUCAUCCUGUAAAUGCUCGAUUCCCCGAUGGAUGAAAAACCCCAAAUGAUGAACGCACCUGUAAAAAUACCUAUUUUUGAUACGUUAACCCCAUUCAAGUAGGUAUGUUUGAAUCCCUGCACUACGCAGUGGUGAAAAGGAUGCUUCAUCCCUGAUGGCAUGUAUUUUUAUACAUGUUGGUUUAUCUUUGCUGUUUGAUUAGCUAUCUAAUUUAUAUGGUCUCUUAAAGGAGAAGUGCACAUUUUGGGGAAUUUUGCCCAUCAUCCACAAUCCUAAUGUGAGACAUACAUAUGAUGAAGAAAUUGAUAAAAAUAGGCAGCUCGGAAUGCACGUAAUGAGACGCACUCACCCACCUUCCGAGAAAAACCUCCAAAAAGCAUCAACAACGCAACAUUUACAUAAGUGACCUGCAUAUAUUCACCAAAUAUUUUUGGACUUUUUGGACGUGUUUUAAUAGGCGUGUCCCAUUAUGUGCACUGAUUACCUGCCUCUUUUUUUGGAAAUCUGUUUUUAUAUAUUUAAAACACACAGAAGAAGAGAAAUAGUAUGUUCACGUGUGGAUUCCAAAAAAGUGCACUGUUCCUUUAAAUGGCAAAGGGUCACGUGUGGACAAAGAAAGUGAUGAAGUUCAUUUCAAGUCAUUUGAUAAAAAUGACAUUUCACCACAGUGAGCUGUAAGCAUUCAUACUGUACAUGUGUACCUUAUUUAUUUUCUUAUUUACUUUGUUGUUGAAGUUGAUGCACUUUACAUUGGGAAGAGGAAAAGAGAUAUUUACUAUGGUAUGGAAAUAUACUACGCUGACUGUAGGACUGUUAUUUUGCUCCCAGCUUCUCAAUAAAUACACCAGUUGAGUUCCACUUCAGAGUUUUUACUUUGAAAUAUUGCAAAAUGGAACAUAUACUGUAUAAAUCACGUCAAUUAUAAUAUUAUUUCUCUGUGACGUUUCACACAAACGAAAUCCAUUAAAAUUAGCGCGAUGCUAAUUAGCAUCCCAUACACGCGCUCGGCAUUCGCUUAGCGAUCUUCUCCAGAAAUGGACGUUUUUACUCGUCAAAUUAAUCAGCAAAUGUAUUAUUAGCGUCAAAUACUUACAGCCCACUUAAUCAGCAGAUGUAUUAUUAGCG
Molecule: messenger RNA, 5166 nt
Organism: Doryrhamphus excisus (bluestripe pipefish)
Lineage: Eukaryota; Metazoa; Chordata; Actinopteri; Syngnathiformes; Syngnathidae
Gene: ccdc181
Product: coiled-coil domain containing 181
Molecular function (GO): microtubule binding
Source: RefSeq, a predicted model, not a curated record